Molecule: messenger RNA, 1266 nt
Organism: Stylonychia lemnae
Lineage: Eukaryota; Ciliophora; Spirotrichea; Sporadotrichida; Oxytrichidae
Source: the annotation of a GenBank genome assembly
AUGAGUGGGUUAGACAAGUAUGAAAAAAUUACCGAUAUCGGAAAGGGUUCAUUUGGCUGUGUUUCAAAGAUCAAAAGGAAAGCUGAUGGCAAGGUGUUGGUCUGGAAAGAGCUUAAUUAUGGCAAAAUGUCUGAGAAAGAGAAACAAAUGAUAGUCUCAGAGGUUAACAUUCUUAGAGAACUUAAUCAUCCUAACAUUGUGAGAUAUUAUGAUAGAAUCAUAGAUAGAGACCAAGCUAAAAUUUACAUCGUUAUGGAAUACUGUGAGGGUGGUGACAUCGCAACCCUAAUUAAAAAUUACAAGAGAAAGAAGGAGCACCUGCCUGAGGAAAUUGUUUGGAGUGUCCUAUCACAAAUGCUUUAAGCUCUUUCUUCAUGUCACAAUAGAAAAGAAGGCAAAAUUUUGCAUAGAGAUUUAAAGCCCGGUAACAUCUUCUUGGAUAAGUCUAAUAAUGUCAAACUUGGAGAUUUUGGACUUUCAAGAGUCAUGAAUUAGGAUUCAGUCUUUGCUUAUACACAUGUAGGCACUCCCUAUUACAUGAGUCCUGAAUAAAUAAAUGAUCAGAAGUACAAUGAGAAAAGUGACAUUUGGAGUACUGGUUGCAUUAUUUAUGAAGUGGCUGCUCUGAGAGCACCAUUUGAGGCAACAACUCAUUAUCAAUUGGCUAUGAAAAUCAAGAGUGGCAAGUUAGACAGAAUUCCUGCUAUGUAUACAGAUGAUCUCUGGAGAGUCAUAACAUCAAUGAUUCAACAAGAUCCAGAAAGAAGACCAUCAGUGGAUGAAUUGUAAAACCAUCCUUAAAUAUAAGUCAGAGUUAAGGAAUACAAACUUAGAUAGUAUAGAGAAAAACUAAAACUCAAAGAGCUUGAAAUGCAAAAGCGCAUCCAUGCUAUCAAGGAGAAGGAAUAAGAAAUAUUGAAGAGAUAGACUGAGAUGAAGGAAAGAGAAGAAAGAUUAAAAGCUCUUGAAAAGCAAAUAGAAGAGUAAGAAGAAGAGUAAAAAUAAAAACUAGCGAUGGCAAAUAACACCAAGCAAGAUUAAGAUAUGAUAAAGCCAUCAAAUUUAGGAACCACUGGUCAAAGGAUGAGUUCAACUAACAUAAACACUAGUAACAUAGAAAAUGAGAGUGGCAACUUUUGUGGAGCAUCGUAAGAUGGAGGUGUUGCUCAAGUCAAGGUUAAUAAUUCUUUCAAGUCUCGUAGGGGAAGCUUUAAAGCAGCACUUGAGGACAUUACUCAUAAGAUUGAAAAUAAAUACUUGUAAUGA